GUUGUCCUAUGAACGUCACAGGCAGAAGUAGGGAGAAGAAUAAAGUGGUUUGACAUGGCGCGGGAAGAGAGCAACAUGGAGGUCAGCGGAGAAGCAGACAGUCUCUCUCCGUCCACUUUAAAACUAUACGAGGCUCAGUUUUUCGGCUUCACCCCGCAGACCUGCAUGCUGCGGGUGUACAGCGUCUUCCAGGACUGCAUGUACGACAUCUUACCCGUGGUGGAGAAGGUGUGUGUGAGGCAGCUGAGUAAAGGCGAGUCGGACGCGGCGGAGGAGCUGCUGCGGAGCCGGGCUCGGGAGUGCAGCCGCAAACUGCAGCAGUUCCUGGAGGAGCGCUUCAAGCAGCUGUCGGAGCGGAUGGAGGCGCUGCUGGUGAACCGCUGCUUCUCCGUACCGCCCAAUGUGCUGCUGCCCGAAGACCAGACCCACAACAAAUACCCCCAGGGGCUACAGGACGUGCUGAGGCUGGAGUCGUCCCUGACAGACAUGCACAGAGCCUAUGAAGCAGAGGUCUGCGCCAGACAAGCGCUGCUGGCCGAGCUGGAGGAGCAGAAGGAGGUGCAGAAGCAGCUGGAUGGGAUCCGGACUUGGGUCAGAGAGCUGCAGGCAGCCUGGGUGAAGGAAGGUAACGGCAACUUUAGUGAAAGUUUCCGACUGGUGAUGGAGUCGGUAAAGAACCUGCAAGAGGCCGUCGCAGAGGUCUACAAGAAAGCUCCUCACUGAACUGAACUCAAAUUUGUUUUAUAUCUCGUAAUUCCUCCAGAACUUUAAUAUUGUUGUUUUUGAUUCUCUUUUUUUCAACAACAGCAGUGCAAUGUAAAUAAUAAAACACAUGGAUGUAUUUGUGUCAGUUACGCUGAUUAUUUUCCCUUAAAGUCAGGUACCUUUGUUAUGUACCUCCUCUUAUUCUCAUCUUGGCUGCCUUAUAAAGAAGAAACAAUAUUGUCAACUCUGCAUUAAAUUCAGUUCAGCACAACUCUACCUUCAUAACAAAUUGUAUCUACUUAACUAUAUUUGUAACUGUAAGGUGAUGGUGUUUGUUUUAUUUAUAUAUUUCAGGAUUGCAUUAGGUUGUUGACAUUGUUUCCACCACAAUGAACAGCAGCAGUGAUGGACAGCAGAGGGCGCUCAUGGCAUGUUACUACACCUGAGCCAGUCAAAUCCAUGCACGCUGAAGUGAUCACACUUCUUGAUCAUUAUUGAAAUUAGUAUGUAAAGCUGGUAAAAGUUGUUUAAUUAUUUCACCAGUUAUUUUGAAUUAUUAUAAUGAAAUUAACUACUUCUCUACACAAACAAGCCCUUACACUGCAGAAGUUCAAUUUGGGGUUCUAUGUUAAAUAGAAAAUGAUAAAAUUAUAUAAUCAACGAAACUUAUUUUUGGUAGUUUUCCUUUAAUCUUGUCGAGGGUUGAGACAGAGGAUGUCUGCGUCACCUUGUUAAGCCCUAUAAGACAAAUUGUGAUUUGAAUAUAGGCUAUACAAAUAAAAUUUGAUUGAUUAAU
Molecule: messenger RNA, 1501 nt
Organism: Hippoglossus stenolepis (Pacific halibut)
Lineage: Eukaryota; Metazoa; Chordata; Actinopteri; Pleuronectiformes; Pleuronectidae
Gene: mis12
Product: MIS12 kinetochore complex component
Exons: 2
Coding region: 55-723 (222 amino acids)
Biological process (GO): mitotic cell cycle; mitotic sister chromatid segregation; protein localization to kinetochore
Cellular component (GO): chromosome, centromeric region; nucleus
Source: RefSeq, a predicted model, not a curated record